AUGGAAAUGGUUGAAAAAUGCCGUGAAAUCGAACAAGCUUCUCGCAUAGCUUUCAAUAUUAUGAUUGAUGAAAAAAAACAAAGAGCUGCAGAAGUUACCGAAGAAUCUCGGCAAUUGAAAGCUCAAUUGAUAAAGCAAAGAGAGAAUGAAAUUCAAAGAAAAAUCAAAUUAAUCCAAGAAAUUAGAACAAUUCAAUCUUUACGAGAAUUAUCCUUUAAGGAUUUCGAUCCAACUGAAACAAAUGGCUUCGGUCUUCUUUGCGAAAUGUCUUUGAUGGAACUAAAAGAGAGAUUAUUUUGGAUGAAAAUGAAAUUAGACGAAGAGAUCAAAAAUAGAAAAUGUAUCAUUAAUCGAGAACGUGAAAGGCAGAAAAAUUUAAUCAGAGAUACACGCAAAGCACUCGAAGAAUAUAAAGCAAAUAAAUAUGACAAAUCAUUAUCAAAACCACAACAACAAUUUCAACAUAUUACUUCAUCAAAAAUAGAUGCAUUGCGUAAAAAAGUGGAAGAACGAAAAGCUUUAAGAUUAGAAAAGAAAGGAGAUAAGAAACUAAUUUGA
Apis dorsata (giant honeybee) is the source of this 558-nucleotide messenger RNA. RefSeq lists its product as uncharacterized. Bases 1 to 558 code for a protein of 185 amino acids. The record is from RefSeq and is a predicted model, not a curated record. The transcript is spliced from 4 exons. NCBI's taxonomy places the organism in Eukaryota, Metazoa, Arthropoda, Insecta, Hymenoptera, Apidae.